This is a messenger RNA of Pongo pygmaeus (Bornean orangutan), 621 nucleotides long. RefSeq lists its product as uncharacterized. The coding region runs from base 1 to 621 and encodes 206 amino acids. NCBI's taxonomy places the organism in Eukaryota, Metazoa, Chordata, Mammalia, Primates, Hominidae. The transcript has a single exon. The record is from RefSeq and is a predicted model, not a curated record.
AUGAUGCCGCCUAGGAUGCAGGCCACGGCACCAGGAGCUGGUGCUCAAGUGAUCCACCAGCCUCCGCCUCCCUUCCUACCCCAGUGGAGCCUGCGUCCUGCGCCCUGCCCCACCUGUCCCAGCCGUCCUCGUCUCCUUGUCCCUUCCACAUCGUUUCCUCUCCUUCCUUCAAACUCACAUCCCCUCUGCCCACCAUGGGCUGAGCCUCUGGACUCCAUGGUCUCCCUUUUUCCUCCUUCCUCUGUCAUCCACUGUCACUCCAACCCUCCUGUCCUCAUGGAAGACGGCAGCUCCCAAGCCGUCCCUUCUCUCCGCCUUAUUCUUGACACCAUCCUGGCUGGUGUCUGCAGUCACACGGAUGACACAGUACUUUGUCCCCAGCUCUCCUCCUGGUGCCCACAGCCUCUGCUUCUGCACCGCCAUCCGGGUCAUGCUGGGCCCCUUCUCCUGCCAGAUCCGCGCACCUCUUCUCUUCUCUUGUGCUCUCUGAUGCGGCUACUCCACCUGAUGGAGCCGCCUGGGACAUGGGUGGUUCUGUCUCAUUCCAAAUCCAUGUCCCAAGCCUCCAAAGAACUGGGACCCUGUGCAGCAGCCCCUUCUCCCACCACUUUCCUGAGAUAA